This is a messenger RNA of Solea senegalensis (Senegalese sole), 1482 nucleotides long. It is a transcript of the gene mterf3, whose product is annotated as mitochondrial transcription termination factor 3. The record is from RefSeq and is a predicted model, not a curated record. Gene Ontology annotation, cellular component: mitochondrion. Gene Ontology annotation, molecular function: double-stranded DNA binding. NCBI's taxonomy places the organism in Eukaryota, Metazoa, Chordata, Actinopteri, Pleuronectiformes, Soleidae. Gene Ontology annotation, biological process: regulation of DNA-templated transcription; mitochondrial ribosome assembly. The coding region runs from base 107 to 1375 and encodes 422 amino acids. The transcript has 8 exons.
UCUUUCCCCUGCUGAACACGUGAAACCAGUUGACAUUGUGCAACUUCUCCGCUAGUAAUGGGAUCUGGUUAAGGGUCACCACAUUCCAGUUCACAAAUUGGUCACCAUGAGUUCAUCCCAUGCGCUGCUGUGUCUGAGAUGCAGGAGUCAUCUUAGCUCCAAGACGAUGGCUGCUACGUUGCUGUAUUCCACUCAAGUUCGCCACUACGCGACGAUUACAAAUGCAGCCCCCAAAAUCCAGAAUGGAUUGUUAUUUUUUAGAGGGACUCACAGAACAAUGCAGAAGUGGAAGCAACACAUGUUCUGUUUCAGUGACUUUGCCAAACAUUUGGAAACAGAGACCAAGGAAGUCAAGUUGGCAGAGAAGUUAUCAAGAACUGAUGUUGUUGUAUAUGAGAGCCCAAUCCUGCCUAUCAUAGAUGCUGUGUCUGUGAAUGAAAGGCAGGUGCCAUUAGAUUUGGAUGCUACAGACGAACUUUCUGCAUUGGAGGAGAUCAGCGAUGAAGAGGCAAUCAGUAUAACUCUACCUGCAGCCAUGCCCCCAGCCUCCACAUCUCUCAGAGACUACAUUGACAAGUCUGAAACACUCAGCAAUCUGGUUCAACUAGGUGUGAAUCUUUGGAAACUUGAACAAAGGCCCAACGUGGGAUCUAUGCUACUGAGGCUCAACUACAAGACAGAUGUGGCCCCGAGGCUGCUGUUUCUCAAAGACAUUGGGGUGGAGGACUCUCGCUUAGGCUUUAUCAUCACACACAACCCCUACAUUCUUACUGAGAGUUUGGAAAGCCUGCAUGCCAGAGUGAACUAUCUCAAGUCAAAGAACUUCAAUUCUGAGACUGUUGCAUCCAUGGUAUCCAGAGCUCCAUAUCUACUAAACUUCAGUGUGAAGAGGCUGGACAACAGACUGGGAUUUUAUCAGCAGCAACUCCAACUCAGUGCUUCUAAUACCCGGAACAUUGUAGCCCGUCUACCCAGACUCCUGUGCGGCAGUUUGGAACCUGUUAAAGAAAAUCUGAAGGUAUGCAAAAUAGAACUUGGCUUCAAGGAAAAUGAAAUCCAGCACAUAGUAAUUGCCGUGCCAAAAGUGCUGACUGCCAAUAAAAGAAAGCUCACACAAAUAUUUGACCUUCUCCACAACACCAUGAAGGUGCCACACCAUCUGAUCACCAAAUUCCCACAGGUCUUCAAUACUAAGUACUUGCGUAUCAGAGAACGCCACCUGUUCCUCGAGUACCUUGGAAAAGCUCAGUAUGACCCAGCACUUCCCAGCUACAUCUCUCUGGACUGUCUUGUCUCCUUGCCAGAUGAGACUUUUUGCACUGACUUGGCUUCAGCCUCCCUGGAAGAUUUUUAUUUGUUCCAAAAGACAAUUUGAUUCCUCAUGAGAAGACAUAAAAAUGGACCAGCACACAGAACAAAAUACCAUAUUAGAUAUAUGCAGAUAUAAAUGUAAUUAAACAUGUAAUAAAGAGCAUCGAUUGA